Molecule: messenger RNA, 1242 nt
Organism: Ostertagia ostertagi
Lineage: Eukaryota; Metazoa; Nematoda; Chromadorea; Rhabditida; Trichostrongylidae
Source: the annotation of a GenBank genome assembly
AUGAAAAACCACUUGAACACCCUGGGCCGGCUGAUCGCCGUCGCAGGUGCCGCACUGGCAAUCAGCCACACUGCGCAGGCCGCCGACCCCGCCAUCCGCGUCCCCACUCUCGAGACGCUGGCGCAGUUCCCCGGCAUGACCGGCUUUCGCAUCUCGCCCGACGGCAAGCACAUGCUGGCCAUCCAGAGCCAGGGCGACACCCGCACCAUCCUCGUCUGGAAGCUGGCCGAACUGGCCGCCAAGCCGACCGUCAUCGGCGCCAGCAACAUGCAGAUCCGCAGCGCGUCGUUCCUGAAGAACGACAUGCUGCAGGUCGAGAUGACACAGCCCUAUGACCUGCGCGCCGAUGAAGUCACCAAGACCUUCAUCAACAAGCUGCUGUUCACGGACCUGGAAGGCAAGAACUGGAUCGAGCCGAUGGCGUCCGCCGACAUCGCCCGCUCCGAGAUCGCCAAGAAGGCCGCCGCGCUGGCCAACCCGACGGUGCUGAACCGCCUGCUCAGCGACCCCGACAACGUCAUCCUGGAAAGCGACACGCGCGGCGACAGCCGUGACAUCUAUCGCUACAACCUGCGCACCGCCAAGGCCGCGCGCAUCAUGCGGCUGAGCGAUUCCGACGCCCGCCCUCAAGCAGGGCGAGGCCGAAGGCCUGGGCGCGGCCGAGGCCGGCGCCGUGGACCGCUGGCGGCGCGAGAUCGUCGCGGUGGCCGUGGAAGAGAUGGGCCACCUCGUCGCCCUGCUCGGCGCCUUCGUGCUGCUGCUGCCGGCGGCAUUGCUGACGGGGCAGUGGCAUUUCGAGCCGAGCGCGCGCGUCUUCGCCCACCUCGGCUUCCAGGCCCUCGUCGUGUCUUUCGCGAGCUUCCUGGCCUGGUGCUGGCUGCUGCGCCGCUACCUGGCGUCACAGCUCGGCGUGUUCGCCUUCCUGACGCCGCUGUUCGGCGUGCUGCUGGGCAUGGGCCUGCUGGGCGAGCGGCCGGACGCAGGCUUCAUCGCCGGCAGCGUGCUGGUGCUGGCGGGCAUCGCCGUCGUCAGCGGCCACGUGCACGUGGCGCGAUGCCUCGCGGGCCGUCAGCGCUCCAGCGCCUUCUGAGGCGGCUUGAGGGCAACCUCGGCGCCGCCAUCCCGCUUGGCCAGCAAGCCCCGCAGGCGUUUCAGCGUGCGCUUGAGCGCGGCGAUCUUGGCGGAGCCGGGGAAGGAGACCGGCUCCACCGGCGCGGCUUCGUCGAUCUCGUUCAAUCGUGA